Molecule: messenger RNA, 2573 nt
Organism: Lolium rigidum
Lineage: Eukaryota; Viridiplantae; Streptophyta; Magnoliopsida; Poales; Poaceae
Product: dnaJ homolog subfamily C member 2-like
Exons: 3
Coding region: 204-2198 (664 amino acids)
Biological process (GO): 'de novo' cotranslational protein folding; regulation of translational fidelity
Cellular component (GO): cytosol
Molecular function (GO): ribosome binding; Hsp70 protein binding
Source: RefSeq, a predicted model, not a curated record
UCGACGCCAGCCAGCCAGGCUCCUCAACCCCCCUACUCCAACCAGCGCCGCCGCCAUCGCCGCUCCCCUCUCGACGAAUCGUCCCCUGCCGUCCGUCCGUCCGUCCGGCAGCGAUCUUCGGGUUUGAGGUUGUAUAAUACUGAGGCUCAGUUGUUUACAUCUGGUCAGAGGAGUUUCUAUUUGUAACUUGACUACACUGUCCAAUGGGUUCCAAGAGUGAUUUUCUUCUGAUCACGUACUCUCCGGAGAUAAAAGAUGGCGUGCCAUUGUACGUGUCAUCUAAUUGCCUUCCUGUAAAAGCUUGCAAAAAAGAACCUGCUGGUCAUUCAUUCCAUGCUGUGGCAUUGAAGCUCCGUGGUCUUGGCGAGAAAGAAGAGGCUGAAACUGAUGACCGUAGUGUGUCAUCAGAUGACAAGAGCCAAGAUUUUUCUGCUGGCUCGGAUAACUUCAGCAGCAAAGGAAAGAAGAAGUCUGGUUCUGGAAGUAACCAACAAGAUCACUAUGCUUUGCUUGGGUUGGGCAACAUGCGGUUCUUGGCCACUGAAGAUCAGAUCCGUAAGAGUUACCGUGACAUGGCUCUUAAGCAUCAUCCAGAUAAACAGGCUGCUCUGCUUCUUCAUGAGACAACAGAAGCAGGAAAGCAAGCAAAGAAGGAUGAGAUAGAGAGCCAUUUCAAGGCCAUUCAGGAAGCUUAUGAGGUCCUCAUGGAUCCUACAAAGAGAAGAAUUUUUGACUCUACUGAUGAGUUUGAUGAUGAUAUCCCAACAGACUGUGCCCCACAGGACUUCUUCAAGGUUUUUGGCCCAGCCUUCAUGAGAAAUGGCCGAUGGUCUGUUACGCAGCCGAUUCCUUCUCUGGGAGAUGAUGCUACUCCUGUAGUAGAUGUUGAUCAGUUCUACAAUUUCUGGUAUAACUUCAAGAGUUGGAGGGAAUUUCCACAUGAAGAUGAGUAUGACCUGGAGCAAGCUGAGUCCCGUGAACAUAAAAGAUGGAUGGAGAGGCAGAAUUCAAAGAUACAAGAGAAGGCCAAAAAGGUAGAGUAUACUCGAGUUCGGAAUCUUGUUGACAAUGCUUACCGGAAGGAUCCAAGAAUCCAGAGGAGAAAGGAGGAGGAGAAGGCUGAGAAACAGAGGAGGAAGGAGGCAAAAUACAAGGCCAAGAAAAUGCAGGACGAGGAAGCUGCAAGGGCUGCAGAAGAGGAAAGGAAAAGGAAAGAAGAGGAGGCGAAGAUAGCUGCAGCAGCUGCUCUCAAUCAAAAGAAGCUUAAGGAAAAGGAGAAGAAGUUGCUACGCAAAGAGAAAGCUCGCCUGCGUGCUCUUGUAUCACCGGUAGUUGCAGAGAACCACUUCGGUCUGUCAGAUGAUGAUGUUGAAUCAGCAUGCACAUCACUUGAUAUGGAACAGCUGAAGAACCUGUGUGAUAGUAUGGAGGACAAGGAUACAGCCGAAAAGGCCAGGUUGCUGAGAGGUGCACUUAACAAAGAAGAAAGCUCCUCCAAUACCUCAAAAGAACAGAAAAUUCAUGCAAAUGGUGUGGCGGGUUCUACUCCAAAACCAACAGCCCCAAAAGUCAUUGCACUAAGCAACUAUGAGAAAAAAGAGAGGCCGUGGGGAAAGGAAGAGAUUGAAUUGCUUAGGAAAGCGAUACAGAAGUUUCCUAAGGGAACUUCCCGGAGAUGGGAGGUUGUUUCUGAUUUUAUUGGAACUAGUAGAUCUGUUGAAGAGAUUCUGAAGGCCACGAAAACUGUUCUUCUGCAGAAGCCAGACUCUUCUAAAGCUUUUGACUCAUUCCUUGAGAAACGCAAAGCAGCUCCAUCCAUUGUAUCGCCUCUCUCCACAAGAGACGACCCAGCUGCAGCUGCUGUGUCAACUCUGGGAGCUGGAACUGAAUCAUCCAAGACAGCUGCACAACCUACUGCCAGCAGCAGUCAGGCAGCUAAUGAGAAAACUGGUGCUGAUCCUGUUCCUGAUGAAGCACCUUCUGCAACACCUUCUGCAGCACCUUCUGCAGCAGAUCCAGAUGCCUGGUCAGAGCCUCAGGUGCUGGCCCUUGUUCAAGCUUUGAAGGCUUUUCCCAAGGAUGCAAACCAAAGAUGGGAGCGAGUGGCUGCUGCUGUCCCAGGUAAAACAGUGGUGCAGUGCAAGAAAAAGGUUAACUCGAUGAGGUCGAAUUUCCGGACCAAGAAAGGAGCAGAGUAGAACAAUCUGAGGCCACACAUAUUGCUUUUUGGAGAACCUACGGCAUCCUGACCUCUGGAUGGAGACAAGGAUUGUCAAGCCCCAGUUACCAGGAGUUGACGGGUCUGCUGGCUACUAAGCCAGCAAAGCCAACAAAGCUGCUCAUGAUGGAGGCAGCUGCUGAGAAGAGAUAGAAGAAGCUUAGAUGUCAGAGGCGUCUGAGCGAUUCGAAAUUUUUGAGUUACGGAACCCUUAAUAUUGUUGAGAUGUUCUCCUGCAUACUGUAUUGUUUACCGAUGCACCUGUUAUUGGUUAUGAAUUUUAUGCUGAUUAUAUUCUUGUCAAACUGCCAAGUUUAUGCUAGAAAGUAACUAAAUGCUGAGAUAUCUUGUGAUA